This is a messenger RNA of Salvelinus fontinalis (brook trout), 408 nucleotides long. Its product is annotated as ribosomal protein S6 kinase alpha-6-like. The record is from RefSeq and is a predicted model, not a curated record. The transcript has 2 exons. The coding region runs from base 85 to 336 and encodes 83 amino acids. Lineage: Eukaryota; Metazoa; Chordata; Actinopteri; Salmoniformes; Salmonidae.
CUAGGACCUGUUAUCUACCAUGCUGCUGGUUGACCAGUCUGGUGUGUGUGUCCGUGUCCGUGUCUCUAGGAUCUCCUCUCCAAGAUGCUGCAUGUUGAUCCUCACCAGCGUUAUUCAGCUGAACAGGUCCUGAAACACGCCUGGAUCAUGCAACGAGACACGUUACCACACUUCCAGCUCGCACGCCACGACGCACCACACCUCGUUAAGGGAGCGAUGGCAGCUACCUACUCUGCUCUGGGUCAUAAGACGUGUCAGCCAGUUCUGGAGCCAGUAGCUGCUUCUAGCCUGGCACAGAGACGCAACAUGAAGAAACUCACCCCUAUUGACAUGUAACACACACACCACUGCCCCAGCCUCCCACUGCCCCAGCCUGCCCCAGCCUCCCUCUGCCCCAGCCUCCCACUG